This is a messenger RNA of Pterocles gutturalis (yellow-throated sandgrouse), 2138 nucleotides long. Its product is annotated as LIM domain only protein 7-like. The record is from RefSeq and is a predicted model, not a curated record. NCBI's taxonomy places the organism in Eukaryota, Metazoa, Chordata, Aves, Pterocliformes, Pteroclidae. The transcript is spliced from 9 exons. The coding region runs from base 381 to 2138 and encodes 585 amino acids. Gene Ontology annotation, biological process: regulation of cell adhesion; regulation of signaling.
CAGAGGAGACCAACAGAAGAGUGAAAAACGUUUUGAUUACAUUAUACUGGCUUGGGAGAAAAGCUCAAAGUAACCCUCAUUUUAAUGGUCCGUACCUCAAUCUUAAAGCAUUUGAGAAGUUAUUAGGGCAGGCAUUGACUAAGGUGCUUGAAGAGUCCAGUCACCUGAACAGAAGUGGCAGGGAUAGUGGGUACGGUGAUAUUUGGUACGCUGACCGGGGAGAGUCCUUUUCAUCUUCAGCUAGCCAUAAAAGAGACGAUUCCUUUGAUAGCUUGGACUCACUUGGUUCAAGAUCCUCCACAAGCUUUUCUUCAGAUAUAACCUUGAAGGGUGGCAGUGAAGGUUGCGACAGUGACACAGACUCAGAACUGCCUUUCAAAAUGCAUGACUCCCAUAAAGACGAUAGGUCUUACCGUAGGAUUUCUGUAAUUGAACCGAAACCUACCGCUGACUUCAAUCGCUUCUUACCCCACAAAAACAAGCAGACAGCGUAUGUGCCAACACCCUUAAGGAAGAAGAGGAUAGAAAAGAAUGAGGACAACAGGAGGAGUUGGGCAAAUCCCGUCUCCACCGAGUCAGACGGAACAUUUUCAAGUGAACGUGAAAGGAAUCCCGUAGCUUCCUGCCAAAAUAGCAGAGCAGAGUGUGGGCUCACAAAUCCAGCUUCCCUGCAGAUGAUCUAUGAGUAUGACAGUGGCUCUGAUUCAGAAGAUGAAAGAAGGCUGCCUGACGUGGUUAUGGAUGACUUAGCAAACCGUAGAUUCCUAGUCAAAAAGAGCCCUGUAAGCUCUACUGCACCUGGACAUCAUUUCGUGUUGCGCAAUGACUCUCCUAAAUCUUGCUCACAAGAAAGUUAUCCAGCUGGUCCACUAGCUGCAAUGCUUGAACCACUGAGUAACCAGAGGAGGCAGAGGCAGUUGGAUACUAAAAAGGAAAACAAACCAAGAGUUAACAUUCCUUCAGAGUUAUCUGGGUAUUUUGAUGAGGACGAGGAAGAAGAAAUAGGCAUCCCAAACAUUGAAAAAGAUGAUCUCUAUUUUCGCAAGCUAAGCUCUUCAGCGGCAAAUACAGUGGUUACUUUUGACAAAUUUAUCCCUAAGUUUUGGACACCAGAAGAAGAAUUGCUAUGGAAAAAAAUCAGGAAAUCUUCUUUCAAACCCUGGUAUAAAGAGAUUCAAGGGUUCAGUAGAAAGAAAUCGGAUUCUGAGGAUGAGGAAUUUCCUUACAAACAAAGCUCUGCCAUUGUUGCUAAUCAACCAAGACUGAGUUUUGACUGGAACAGCAGUUGCAGAAGGGAUCAGAACUAUAAGCCAACUUCUGAAUAUGUGGGAAGCUCAUUGUCACAGAUUGCAGAAGGAAAAAUCUUGGAGGCUUCUGAUCAGCCCAGUCAGUUUUCAUUGCUUCAGGCCCUGCAAAAAUACUCUGUCUACUUGUCUUCUGAAACAAAGACCAGAAUUGAUCCUACUUCUGGCCCUAGGCUUAUACAGUGUAGAAGGAAUAUUUCCUUUGUACCAGGAUGCAAGCAAGGAGAUGCGGAAAAUGGAUAUCUGUAUCCAGAUUUAGAAAAUGAUGACUUGUUUGUUCGGAAAACUGGGGCUUUCCAUGUGAACCAAGUUGUUCUCCAAGACCCUCGGUAUUUAAAAAAAUUCUCUGAACAGGAGCCUCCCCUUGAGGGUGAGAUAAUUCUGCAACCCAGAGAGGGCCAACCUGUGAUUCCAGAUUUGGAAAAGGAUGACAUGAUUUUCCGUAGAAUCCUCUCUCAGAAAAAAGAGGUGCCUUUGUCAGGUGCUCCAGACAAGUAUCACCCAGCACUCUUCCCUGAUCCAUGGAGUCUUCCGGAGGAGAUCCGGUCCAAAUUUCUAUGUUUACUUGAAAAAAACGCAACACCAGAGGAAAGAAAGAGCAAUGGCAGAGUGCUGUCGCCAUCAUCCCGCCAUAAAAAGGAUGAUAUGCUGACCCGCAAGAUUGAAUCUUGGAAGGUGGGAAGCAACGUCCAGCCACUGAAUUUCAUCCCGGGUCCAUGCAGCGAAGAUGACUGGAAGAAGUGGGAAGCAAUCAGGGAGGCCAGCAAAGUUAGACACAAGAAACGGCAGAUGGUGGAGAGACUCUUUCAAAAGCUUUCUGAUGAGCAAGGGUAA